UCAGCAUGUGGUGCGAGCUGCCCCAGGAGAACUUCUUCAGCGAGUUCCAGAUGGAGGGCGUCUCCGAGGAAAACAAUGAGAUCUACGUGGAGCUCACGUCCGAAAACCUCUCUCGAGCCUUGAAGACCGCGCCCAACGCCAGGGCCCUGAAGGUCAAGCUGACCAACAAGCACUUCCCCUGCCUGACCGUCUCCAUAGAGCUGUUGUCGGUGUCCAGCAGUAGUCGCAUGGUGACCCACGACAUCCCCAUAAAGGUCAUUCCUAGGAAACUGUGGAAGAAUUUACAAGAGCCGACAGUCCCGGACUCUGACGUCAGUAUUUAUUUGCCAGCCUUGAAGACUAUGAAGAGCGUUGUGGAAAAAAUGAAAAAUCUCAGCAACCACCUUAUUGUUGAAGCCAACCUCAAUGGAGACUUGAACUUGAAAAUAGAGUCGGAACUAGUGUGUGUUACAACUCACUUUAAGGAUCUUGGGAAUCCUCCCCUGGCCUCUGACAGCGUGUCUCAGGACCACAGCCCCGAGCAGAUGGCGGAGGUGCACGUGGACAUCAAGAAGUUCCUGCAGUUUCUUGCUGGACAGCAAGUGAACCCUACCAGGGGCGUCUGCAAUGUCGUGAGUCACAAGAUGCUGCACUUCGACCUGCUCCACGAGGAUGUGUCCCUGCAGUAUUUCAUCCCAGCCCUGUCCUAGCGCUGCAACUGGUUACCUGUUUGGAUUUGUCAGCGCACCCUCCCACAGCCCCUCCCCUGGCACGGGAGCCAGGCCUCUGCUGUGGCCAGAGAGGCCACGGUGACGUGUCCAGUCACUGGUCUGUGUCCUCAGCAGCACACAUUCCGAACGUUUCCCUUAUCUUUCCCUCUAUAGUGUUUUAACUAGAAAUUGAAUUAAUGAAACACAAUUGCAUAAAAAUGUUACUUUGUAUGACUA
Messenger RNA from Miniopterus natalensis, 926 nucleotides. Lineage: Eukaryota; Metazoa; Chordata; Mammalia; Chiroptera; Miniopteridae. The record is from RefSeq and is a predicted model, not a curated record.